CAGAAGAUAAAGUAUGAAAGAAAAAACGAGCGUCAAACGAAACGAUACGACGAUUACAAAAAGUUGAUACGUUCUGUGUAAAGUUAAAGCAAAUUCAAUAAAACUAUAGUAGAUUAAAAGAAAAAUAACCAAAAAACAACAUCAUCAUAAACUGUUUUAUAAAUAUUGCAUGGAAUUUAGAUGAAAACAGCCAAAUAAAUAUAGAAAACUUGUGAAAAACCCCCAGAAAGCCAACGCUCUGACAAAGCCCAACAACAGCACCAAGCAAGCAACGGGGAAAAAUUUAAACGAUUGCGAGAAGAUAAAAUUACUUUUAAUUUAAUAAAAGAAAAAACUUGAAAGUAUGUGUAAAUACGGCAUCAAAUAAGAAAAAAGAAUUGCAAAUAACGCAAAAUUACAAAGAAAUUCUCAUAUAUCGAGUGUGUAUGUGUACGCGAAUCGUUUUUAUUGAAAGUGUUAAAUUUAUACAACAUAGCAAGCUCUAGCUUGCUGGCUACAGUAUAAUAACAACAACGGCAACGAAGACAACGCGAAACAGAGACAGCAGAAACAUUGUAUGUGGGGACUUUCUUUUUGUUUGAACUAAGUUUUUGUUGUUGUUUUAUAUUAUUUUUCUCAUUAUUCCUCAUCGCACUGUGCCCUCUACGAACCGAAAUCAAUGUAUGCGGAGAGCGCUAGUGUGAGUUUCACAAGAAAAUGUCACAUUUGCCAGUGGAUGCACGCGCCAUUUUGCAUUAUUUAAAUGAAUUGGGCUUCCGAAAUAUAUCGGCAGAACAACUGAAAGAAUUCCUAAAAGAUUUACGGAAGUUAAUCAAAUAUGAAGAACGAAUGGGCGUUAAUGCCCAUCAAGACGAUUAUUAUGAGAGUCUAUUCCGACGAACAACGGCCAGUUUUAGGGCCAAGCAUAACAAGGAGAAUUUACGCCAUGGAAGAGAAGUACCACUCCGAAACAAUUCCGAUGACAACUUGCCAACAACAAGUAAACAAGCUCGCCAAAGACGACAAAAAGUUUUGCAAGAAAAAAAUAAAUCUUCAAACGAGACAAGCACAUCAACUGAUGAUAGCAGUUUGAUUGCAAUUGGAAGGCAAGAACAUGUCUCCAAACCAACACAAACCGCAUCUAUCCGUUCCACAGUGGAGCAAAUUGUUGCUGAAAUUUUGGAAGAGAAAUUUUCCAAUUCGCAAGUUCACAAACACAAUUGCCAAAAGAAAACAGCUGCAGCAACGAAUGACUUCUUUAUGGAUCCCAACGCCCUAAGGGCAAUUGUACAAGAUCUAGUUAACAAAGCAUUAAAAGACAAACUUUAUGGACCGCAAGAGACAUGUCCAACAAAGCCAUUACCAUCUCUAAUAGAGGAUAUUGUAAAUGAAAAGUUAAAAGAACAUUUGUCCAAGAUCAAACAUACUAAUGAUCAAAAUAAAACAACCCACAAUUUAGACAACUUAUCUCGGGAAAUUCAUGAGAAAUUAAAUUUGACAAAUUCUGAAAAUAUAGGAAAACCAAUUGAUUCCCAGGCAUUGAUGGCAGAGUUGCUGUCCGAUUCAUCUCCAGCCAAAAAUCGCAUUUCGUCAUUACGCAAACAAAAGUCGCCAGUUAAUCGCUGCCAUAUACCUGAAUGGGAGAAUUUGAGUGGCGACAAAGCAACAACCGGUAUAACACGUCUAGCACGAUCAAAACCAAACCAAAAGUUACCCGAAUGGCAAGUAGAAACCGAAGGAAAAUCUAAAACACGAGCAAAAAGUGCCCAACGAUCAUGUAGUCCUGUUUCGACAUGUGGCGGACGUAGCAGUGGCCGUUCACGUGUUUCAAAAACAACUAGUGUUUUAAUUCGCCGUUCAUCUUCUCAAGGACGAGCUCGCAAGCCAAACAACGCCGAUCCAGUGGCUUUGUAUCAAUAUUAUAAGAAUGAAUGGGAUUAUUUUCGUAAACACAUACCGGGUGAAACCAAUCAUAAUCGUUUACGUUGGCAUGUGCGUCAACGUUUUUUGGAUCCAGAAUAAUUGAUAUAUGACACGGAAUUUUCAGAAAUGCCAAGAUAUAUGCAUGUGGAAGUACUAGAUCAAAGUAGCAAAUUCUUAAAAGGCAUUACUGUUCCAAGAUGUGUGGAUGAAUUUUAUAUUAUUAACCAUAUAUUUGAGUUAUAACCUUAAAAUAUUGCACAGAUUUUUUAAUUCAUAGGUUUCUGCUCUAUUCCAAAAUCAGUAAUAACAUAAAAAUAUUCAGAGUUUUCCUUUUGAUAUCGAAACAAAUUUUAAAACUAGAAGAUUAUUGCAGGUUAUGAAAUAGAGUAUAUACUUUCAUAUAACCAGAUUUGAGUUUAUAACCACAUUCCCAAUGGCGGCUCUCAUAGUUUGAAACCUAAAAAUCUUAUAUACGAUGAAGAUUUUAGACAUAAGAUCAGUGUUCGUGCCCAGUUUCCAAUUUCUAUUAUAAAUUUUGUAAGCCUUAUUGGUUAUUUGUACAACCUCCAUCAAAUGGUGGAGGCUAGGAAAAAUGCCAAAUGCUUUGAAAUUUUAAUAUGCUGACUUUCAUUCUAAUUCUACACAUUGUUUUGAAUUUUAAGCUGUACCAUCCAAUUUUAUAUUACAUAACAAAAUAAUAAAACAUU
Molecule: messenger RNA, 2609 nt
Organism: Musca domestica (house fly)
Lineage: Eukaryota; Metazoa; Arthropoda; Insecta; Diptera; Muscidae
Gene: Hyls1
Exons: 3
Coding region: 697-2001 (434 amino acids)
Biological process (GO): cilium assembly
Cellular component (GO): centriole; non-motile cilium
Source: RefSeq, a predicted model, not a curated record